This is a messenger RNA of Hibiscus syriacus, 3285 nucleotides long. RefSeq names its product putative disease resistance protein At3g14460. Gene Ontology annotation, molecular function: ADP binding. The transcript has a single exon. Gene Ontology annotation, biological process: defense response to other organism. NCBI's taxonomy places the organism in Eukaryota, Viridiplantae, Streptophyta, Magnoliopsida, Malvales, Malvaceae. The record is from RefSeq and is a predicted model, not a curated record. Bases 1 to 3285 code for a protein of 1094 amino acids.
AUGAAGUUGUUGCAGGCCGAAGAUUUGAGUAGCGAUGGGAUUGGUGUUGUUUCUGUAGUUGGCAUGGGUGGGAUUGGGAAGACAACUCUUGCUCAGAUUGUUUACAACGACAACAAAAUGGAGGAUUUGUUCAAGUUUGAUCUCAAAAUCUGGGUUUGCGUUUCAGACAACUUUGAUGUUUUUCGAGUGACAAAAGCAAUUCUCGAGGGAAUCACUUGUUUGAGUUGUGCGGUUGGGGAACUCAAUUUGCUCCAACUUAAGCUGGCUGAAUGUUUAAUGGAUAAGAAAUUUUUACUAGUCUUAGACGACGUGUGGAAUGAGAAUUAUGUCCAUUGGGAGGCCUUGAAGAGACCUUUAACUCAUGGAGCUCGAGGAAGUAAGAUCAUUGUCACCACACGGAACGAAAGCGUUGCCUCGAUUAUGCGCACAGUUCCUUCCUAUCAUCUGCAGCAAUUGGCAGAUGAACAAUGCUGGUUGUUAUUUGCAAAACAUGCAUUUGGCAGCACGAAUUCCAGUGGGGAAGUACAGAACCUAGAAGCCAUUGGUAAAGAAAUUGUGAAAAAGUGUCAUGGCCUACCUUUAGCAGCCAAAACAGUCGGAGGUCUCCUUCGAUCCAAAAGGGAUGUCGGUGAAUGGCGUAAUGUGUUGGAGAGCAAUCUGUGGGAUUUAUCGAAUGGCGAUGACAACAUCGUUCCUGCUUUACUCUUAAGCUACCAUUAUCUGCCUUCACAUCUGAAGAGAUGCUUUGCAUAUUGCGCAAUAUUCCCCAAGGAUUAUGAUUUCGAGAUCGAGAACCUGGUCCUAUUGUGGAUGGCUGAAGGAUUACUGUCACAAACAAUACGAAACAAGAGGCUGGAAGAUGUAGGGAUCGAGUACUUCAACAAUCUACGGUCGAGAUCUUUCUUCCAACAAUCAAGUGGCAACAGAAAGCUCUUUGUCAUGCAUGACCUCAUUCAUGAUUUAGCCAAAUUUGUCUCCCAAGGGUUUUGUUUGUUAGGGGUUUAUGAUUCUAACAACGUCCAAAAGACGGUUCGUCAUUUUUCAUAUACGAGAACUAGUUACGAUGAUUUUCAAAUGUUCGACGCCUUUCACGAAACCAAGUGUCUGCGUACCUUCCUACCUCUAAAACCCUUUCAUUGGUUUGAAAUACUACCUUACCAAGUCUAUCAUGAUCUAUUGCCAACCUUAAAAUGCUUGAGGGUUUUAACUUUAUCCAGGUAUGAUAAUAUAAAAGAGUUGCCUGCUUCAAUAGGAGACUUGCAACUUCUCCGCUAUUUGGAUAUGUCAUACACUGCAAUUAAGAGGCUACCGGAAUCCGUUUGUGCUUUGUAUAAUCUGCUGACAUUGUUAUUAGCAGAUUGUGGCUCGCUCCUCGAGUUGCCAAACCAAAUAGCAAGGCUCGUCAACUUGCGUCACCUUGAUAUUAGCGGGACACUAGGACUCAAAGAGAUGCCACUACAGAUGAGCAAAUUGGCUAGUCUACAAACACUAUCUGCAUUUAUUGUGGGGAACCAUAGUGGAUCUAGCAUUUCGGAAUUGGGGGAGCUUCAGCAACUUAGAGGCAGUCUAGCUAUUUUCAAUCUUCAAAAUGUUUUCAAUCCAAGAGAUGCUCUGGAGGCGAAAAUUAAAGACAAAGAGUACCUUACCGAGUUGCUAUUGAAAUGGAGUGGCCAUACUCUUGAUACAUCGACCGAAAGAGAUGUACUGAGCAUGCUUCAACCUCAUACAAACUUGGAAAAGUUGUCCAUCGAAUCCUACGGGGGCACGAAGUUUCCUGAUUGGUUAGGGGAUUGUUCGUUCUCAAAUAUGGUGUCUUUGCGGCUUAGCCAUUGUAAAUACUGCUUCUUCUUACCAGCAGUUGGGCAACUACCAUUACUCAAAGAGCUCUAUAUCAUUGGAUUUGAUGCAGUUGAGACGGUCGGAGUUGAGUUCUACGGAAACGGAUUAUCUACGGUCAAGCCCUUUAGGUGUCUUGAAAUUUUAUGGUUUGAGAGGAUGUUGGAGUGGAAGGAAUGGACUUUCUUUGAAAAAGAUGCUGAAGAAGGACAUUUUCCUUGUCUUCGAGAGCUUCACAUACGGAAAUGUCCCCGGCUGAGCGGGACACUGCCGGACUACCUUCCUUCAUUGAGAAAGUUAAUGAUCAUUGAUUGUCAGCAACUCAUGGUUUCACUUCCACAGGCUCCAACCAUCUAUGAGUUGCAUUUGGGAUAUUCAGAUAAGGUGUCUGUGAAGCAUAUUGUGCCUCGACUGCACAAGUUUACAAUCAGAGGAUUCUCCGCACUCGAAUCUCUACCUGCAGGGAUAAUGCAUUGCCUUCGUUUACAAGAACUGAAAAUCUGCGAUUGCCCGUUUCUGUCGACACUUCAAGAUCCUACGUUGUCGACUUUGAAAAGACUUGAUAUCAUGAGGUGCAAGAGACUUGAAUUGCCUAUGUGCUCAAGUUAUGGCUCCUUGCAAACAUUGCAGAUAUCAUUUAGCUGCUAUUCUCUAACGUACUUUCAGCUACAAUCAUUCCCCAAACUUAAUCAUCUUCAAAUAAGAGGAUGUAAUCUAAAUUCUCUUUCAAUUGCAGAGGGGCCUAAUCAGGUUCUUCCAGCUCUCAGCUCCCUCAGAAUCAGUUUAUGCCCAAAGUUCGGGUCGUUUCCUGCAGGCGGACUACACGCUCCUAAUCUCACGGUACUUGAAGUUUCCGACAGUAUGGAGCUAAAAUCACUGCCCGAAAACAUGCACUCCCUUCUUCCAUCACUCAACUCAUUGAAGAUAUGCAACUGUCCAGAACUCGAGUCCUUUCCUGCAGGUGGUUUGCCUUCGAAGCUGAACUCGUUCUCGGUCUCCUUCUGUGAAAAGUUAACAGCAAACCUCAUGGACUGGGAUUUGCAGCAGGUCAGCUCCCUCGAACACUUUAGUAUCCGGGGACAAUGUGAACGCAUUGAUUCUUUUCCAGAGGAAGGUUUCCUGCCUUCAACACUUGCAUUUCUUUACAUUGAUGAAGUUCCCAACUUGACAUCACUCAACACCAAAACACUCCAAUGUCUCACCUUUCUUAAAAAGCUUGAAAUCCGAAGAUGCCCUCGCCUUCAGUCGAUGUCCGGUCCGGAGCUGCCUGAAUCCCUGUCUGUUUUAAGAAUUGAGGACUGUCCUUUGUUGAAGCAAGGGUUGCAGGAAAAGAAAGGAGAAGAAUGGACCAAGGUUGCUUCUGUCCCCAUAGUUGAAAUUGAUGAUGAUAUGGUCAUAGCAGACCAGCUGUUUUAUGCAGAAAAGAUCCAUCAUGGUUGUAUCUUAUAG